GAUAGCACGUUCUCCGAAUGCAAGCUAACAACACUUUGCUAGCAACAGAUGUUAAGGAUCAGGCCUAUUCGCGAUACUGAUAUCGGCUUGAAUAGUUGACACGUGUCCGUCGAAGCUAAAGGUAUUAUUUGAGUGACAAUAGAACAAAACUUGCAAUAAUCAAUAUGUCACUACCAAAUAGACAAUCAAAGUGCACAUGGAAGGCUAACGAAGGAAAUUCACCACAUAUGAGAAGAACAGAGAUACCAGAUCGUAAGAAGAUAUUGCCUAAUAUUUUAGACACAAUAGGUCAGACGCCUCUUAUUCGACUUAACCGCAUUCCUAAAUCGUACGGGAUUAAGUGUAAAAUAUAUGUAAAGUGUGAAUUCUUCAAUCCUGGGGGCUCCGUUAAAGAUCGAAUAGCACACAGAAUGAUUGAAGAUGCGGAAGAAGAGGGACUGAUAAAGCCAGGGUAUACAUUGAUCGAACCAACCAGCGGCAAUACCGGAAUCGGCCUGGCAAUGGCUGCAGCAGUUAAAGGCUACAAAUGCAUUAUCGUGAUGCCACAGAAAAUGUCGAACGAAAAAGUCUCUGUAUUACGCGCUCUUGGUGCGCAAAUAGUGAGAACGCCGACCGAAGCACAUUGGAGCAGUGAAGAAAGUCAUAUCAGUGUCGCUCAGAAAUUAUGCAAGGAGACACCCAAUAGUAUAAUCUUGGAUCAGUACACCAACGCUGGAAAUCCCUUAGCCCAUUAUGACGGGACUGCGACAGAAAUUUUCGAGCAGUGUGACGGAAAGGUGGACUAUGUGGUGGUCGGCGCUGGCACUGGUGGAACAAUAACCGGAAUCGGACGUAAACUGAAGGAACUGUUGCCCAGUGUAGAAAUCAUCGGCGUAGAUCCUAAAGGCAGUAUUUUGGCGCUUCCAGAGGAAUUAAAUGAGAGUGACGUGGACUUUUAUGAAGUAGAGGGAAUUGGAUACGACUUCAUACCCACGGUUUUAAGUCGUGACGUAGUUGACAAAUGGUUGAAAUCGGAGGACCACGAAUCACUGAACGCGGCGCGAGAAUUAAUUAGUCAGGAAGGACUAUUGUGCGGUGCCAGUAGCGGUGCAGCGCUUUCGGCUGCCUUAAAGAUCGCCAAGGAUUUACCCGCUGAUAAACGUAUGGUUGUUCUUUUACCAGAUGGCGUACGCAAUUAUAUGACCAAAUUUGUAUCGGACCAGUGGAUGAAGGAAAGGAACUUUUUGCCGUCAGAACCUCCUUCAAUAGAGCAAGAGUGGUGGUGGAAUUUACCAGUAUCGAAAUUAACGUUAACUAAAGUUGUGCUUCCGAAGGAGAUUACAUGCCAUAAGGCUGUGGAAGUUUUUUCGCAAAACAAUAUACAAUUAAUGUUGGUAACCAAUGACGAUACACAGAAGCACGUGGUAGGUGUUAUUUCGUCGGACGUGCUUCUGUCCAAGUUGAUCUCAGGUGAGGCACUUCGCACAGAUCUAGCCGAAAAAGUUAUGAAUAAGGAGUUUAAAAAGGUCUCAACCUCGUCGACUCUGGGCAAGCUAUUUCACAUUCUCGAAACUAAUUCUUAUGUAGUUGUAGUAGAGGACGACAAUGUAUUAGUCGGACUUGCCGUUCUAAGUAACAUUUACAAGUUCAUAACUAGCUCAGAACUAGCUCAGUUGUGAAUUGACAACGUAGAAAAUGGCAUUAUGUAAAAUAUGUCCAUCUUGGCAUGUUCGAUCAAAAGAAAAAUUGCAUGUAUCUUGAUAUGAAAGAAACUAAAUGUUCGUGGAUCAUUGAUUUGAAUCUAUAAUUAAGAAUCUACCUAAGGAAUAGUACGAUUUUAAUCUAUUUCUCUAAUGUAUGUAGCUUUUUCUAAUCUAUCCUACAACACUUACAUAUUUUUAAGUACCUAAGUUUUACUUUUAAGCAAUAUAAUAAUUUACAAUGUAAGAGUAGGAGUGGAGAGAAGAUGCAUUCCAGAUAAAACCGUUACAAAUAAAAUACAUAUAGGAUAAGGGAAUUUAUAGUUUGCAAUAAAUAUAUUAGUUACGAGA
This is a messenger RNA of Dinoponera quadriceps, 2030 nucleotides long. It is a transcript of the gene Cbs, whose product is annotated as cystathionine beta-synthase. Lineage: Eukaryota; Metazoa; Arthropoda; Insecta; Hymenoptera; Formicidae. Gene Ontology annotation, molecular function: cysteine synthase activity; cystathionine beta-synthase activity. The record is from RefSeq and is a predicted model, not a curated record. The transcript is spliced from 7 exons. Gene Ontology annotation, cellular component: cytoplasm. The coding region runs from base 165 to 1658 and encodes 497 amino acids.